UAGGGUUGAUUCACUACGUGGGUGUUUUCUUUCACAACGAUGGUGAAGAAAGUCUUCCUGUAAAGGACAUAAAGGAACAAAAAAAGAGGAAGAGGAAGAACAAGAGGACGCAAGCGGACGGAGAGGUGAUGGACAAGACAGAUGAGAGUCCAGUCAUAGACACGAACGGUGCUUAUCCAGUACGCUGCAGUGAGGAAGUACUUCUGACUUUCUUCACAGACCAGAGUCUGCAGGCCGCCAUGGACUCACAACACCCUCCCGCCUCCCCCAGCAUCCCCUCUGCCCUCCCAGAGCUCAGACUGGUCUUACUGGGCAGAAAAGGAGCAGGGAAAAGCGCAGCAGGCAACACCAUCCUGGGAGGAGUGGGCGGCUUUGAGAGCGGGAAGCCGACGGAGGAGUGUGUGAAAAGGCGAGCUGAUGUGGCCGGGAGGAAGGUCACAGUGGUGGACACUCCGGGGUGGGAGUGGUACUACCCGCUCAACAGCACCCCCAACUGGGUGCGCAGAGAGACUUUACGGAGUGUGUCGCUUUGCCCGUCUGGACCCCACGCCGUGCUACUGGUGGUGCGAGCCUGCGCCGCGGUAACAGAGGACUACAUCCGUGAGAUAGAGGAGCACCUGGAGCCGCUGGGGAAAAGAGUUUGGGAGCACACCAUGCUGCUGUUCACCAGGGGAGACGAAUUAGGCCUCGUGUCCAUGGAGCAGCGAAUCCUGACGAGCGGCCCAGGACUCCAGAGACUCCUCAAGAAGUGCGGGAACAGAUAUCAUGUUGUGGAUAACCGGAGCAAAGGAGAUGGGACGCAAGUUAAAGAGCUGAUAAGGAAGCUGGAGGAGAUGGUGGAGCGGAAGAAGGGUGGCAGCAGUUAUUUGGAGAUGGAUAACACGUUGCUGGUGGGUCUGGAGGCAGAUGGGAAGAGGAGAGCGAGGGAGAGGAGGAAGAAACAGAGGCAGAUGGAGGCGCAGUUGCAAAGAGGGACCAUCAAGGCUGCUCUGAUGAGUGAAGAUCUUCAGGGCUCUGAGCUAGACGCCCAUCAGUCGUUCUCCAAGGCUCCCCGACGUUUACCCGAGGUCAGACUGGUUCUCCUGGGCGAGCGUGAAACAGGAAAGAGUUCUGCCGGCAGCGCCAUCCUGGGCAAAACGGGCUUCUUCCAGGCCGGCGCUGUGACAGAGGAGUGCGUCCGUCAGCAGGCGGAGGUGGCCAUGCGGCUGGUGACGGUGGUGGACACUCCAGGCUGGGAGGGAGGCGUCGCCGGCGCCACACCUGAGCGAGUGAAAAGGGAGAUCAUCAGCAGCGUGGCCUUGUGUCCUCCGGGGCCUCACGCGCUCCUGCUGACUCUGAGGGUGGACACACUGGUGAGGGCGGCGCAUGUGAGGGAACACCUGGAGCUUCUGGGCGAGGGUGUGUGGAGACACACGCUUCUGCUGUUCACACACGGGGAUCAGCUGCGAGAGGGGGUGGACAUCGAGCAGCACAUCCAGGGUGGAGGCAGGGACCUCCAGUGGCUGAUGGAGAAGUGCAGAGGCAGGUACCACAUCAUCAGCAGUGCAGAUGGAGGAGGAAGAGGAGGCUCCAGUAAAGUGACAGAGCUCCUGCAGAAGGUGGAAAAAAUGGCCGCUAUGAACAGGUGUGAGGCGUUCUCCGGCCUGGUACAGGAAGUCAGAGAUCUGAGCCGGCAGAGGAACGAGAAGUUCAACCAGCGCCUGAAAGAGAUGCUAGAUAAAAUGCUUCGUCAAGAGGAUGAGCUGAAAAAUAUGAGAGAGAGAGAGAUGAAAAGAAUCAGGUGGUUUUUUGACAGGAAGAAAAAGGUGAAAUCACCCGGAAAGGCCGACAUUCAAAGGGAAGAAGAGGAGGAAGAGGACAGGAGGAUGGACGAAAGAAAGAAUGAUAUUGGAGAGCUGGAGGAGAGGAUGAGAUGGCUGACGGAGGAUAAAGACAGAGAAAAUCAGGAUCUGAGCAUUGAAAAUGAGAGAAUCCGCGUCGCACUGAACCAGGGCAGAAGAGAACAGGAUCAGGCGACGCUCAACCUGGAGCUAAAAGAGAGAGAGAUCGAGGAGCUGAAAGAGAGAAUUGACGAGCAGCAGCUGAAGCUUCUCGACCUUGAACGCGCCGCUGUCGAAAGUGAACAUGAGAGAAAACAAAGGGACGACACCAUUAAAGCGCAGAAACAAGAGUGGAUGAGUGAUGUUAAGAAAUUGGAAGAGCUGCAGAAGAAUGAGAAAGCAGAGUGGAUGGAAAGAGUUGAUUCGUUAAAAGCAGAAAUGGACGAGACUAAAAGACACCAUGAUGAUAUUCUAGAGAGAAAGGAGCAAGAAAAAAACAGGGAGCUGGCAGAGGUGGAAAAAAAACUUAAAAAAGAGAUGGAAUUAAAAGACAAAGAGCAGAAAAAGCAGAGAGAGAAAGUGGUGGAGGAUAUGGAGAGAAAAGUUGAAGAAAUGUAUAAACAGUUGGAGAGAAAAACGCACGAAAAAGAGACAGAGAUACACACCAUAAAAAUGCAGCAUCAGGAAGAGUUGACCAGAAAAAUCAGCAAAACAGAUAAAAAGAUGGAGACAAUGAAAUCUAAACACUUAGAAGAAAUUGAUCAGAAAUUAAAAGACAAUGCAAAACAUGUAGAAAUGAUCAGAAAUCAGCAUGAUAAUGAAAUAAGGGAGACACUGCAAGAAAAACAAAGAGAGAUUGCAGAGCUGAAAGAGCAGUUUGCAAAAGAAACAGAGAAACAGAUGCAAGCAAAAACAAGAGAGAUAGCAGAGUUGGAACAAAGAUACCUCAUUCAAAUAAAAGAAAACAUGGUAGAAAAUGAAAAAGAGAAGGAAACUAUUAAUCUUAAUCACAAAGAAGUUGUAGCGCAGAAGAUGCAAGAGAAAGAAAAAGAGGUAGAGGCGUUAAAACUGCAGCAUCGGGAAGAAAUGGCGAGAAAAGUGAACGAAAUGGAAAAACUAAUAGAGGUGAUGAAAGCUGAACACAGGGAGGAAAUAGACAGAAAAGUGAAAGAAAAGGAGGAAGAUGUGGAACGGCUGUACACUGAUAAAAUAAGGGACGUUGAGGAAGAAAGACAAGGACAGAUUAAAGAGCUGAAACAACAGUUUGCAGAAGACGUUGAGAAACAAUUGCAGGAAAGAAGAAGAGAGAUAAGAGAGUUGGAGCAAAAGCAUGCAGCCCAAAUAGAAGAGAAGGAGUUAGAAAAAGAAAAAGAGAAGAAAGUGAUGAAUGAAAACCAGGAAAAGUCUAUUUUGCAACAAAAGCAAGAGAAAGACAGACUAAUAGAGGAGAUAAAACAGCAGCACAGUGAUGAAAUUACAGAGAAAAUGCAGGAAAGUGACAAGGAAAAAGAAAGGCUUGUUGUGAAUCUUAAGAUAGAGAUGCAGCAAAGAUUGGAAGAAAAGGAAAAAGAGAUAGAGGAGAUGAAGCUGGAUGUUGAAGAAAUGAGAGAAAAACUACAACAAAAGGAAGAAAAAGAAGUAUAUAAUUUGAAAUGCAAGCAAGAAAUGGAGCAAAAUCUGGGAGAAAAAGAAAAAGAAAUUGAGGAGAUGCAGCUGAAAGUCAAAGAAAUUAGAGAAAUGCUGCAACAAAAAGAAGAGAAAGAAAUUGAACAUUUAAAUAACAAGAAAGAGAUGGAGCAGAGACUGGUGGAACAGGAAAAAGAAAUAGAGGACUUCAAUCUGGAUGUAAAAGCAAUGAAAGAAAAGCUGCAACAAAAGGAAGAAAAGGAAACAGAUUACUUAAAUUACAAGCAAGAAAUGGAGCAAAAACUGGGAGAAAAAGCAAAAGAAAUUGCAGAGAUGAAACUGAAUGUCACAGAAAUGAAAGAAACGCUGCAGCAAAAAGAAGAGAAAGAAAUCGAACAUUUAAAUUACAUGCAAGAAAUGGAGCAAAAAGUGCAGGAAAGAGAACAAGAAACACAAGUGAUAAAAGAGAAUUUAAAAGAAGCUGAGCAAGAACUUCUGCACGCACAUCAGCAAAGACAAAGCGAUCAAAUUAAUCACAAGAAACAGAUGGAGCAAAAACUCCAAGAAAACAAAAGAACAAUUGAAAAACUGAGCCAACACAUAAAGGACAUUGACGAAAUCUUGCAGAAAAAAGAAGAAGAAAGGGGGGAAAUUAUUCUGAGUCAGAAGAAAGAGGCAGAGCAGCGGCUGCAGGAAAGAGAACGAGAGAUGGAGGAGAUGAAACAGCAGCUUUUAGACGACAUGGAGCAAAAAGUCAAAGAAAAGGAAACCGAGAUUGAAAGUUUGAAACAACAGGCCGAUCAGGGGGAGACGAGAUGGAGGGAAGAGCAGAAGAAGGAGGACAAGAAAGCAGAAAAGGAUAUGAACAGACUGCUAGAAAUUAUUGACCAGAAAACAAAUGAAAUAACACAAACGCAAAGUUUUCUUGCAGCGAGAGACGGAGAGAUUGAGGAAGCAAAAAAGUCACGUGAAAACUACAUAAAAGAAAUUGAAGAACUAAAAGAAAGAAACAAAAACCAAAACUCCAGCAUCAUGGAGAUACAGCAGCGUCACGAUGAGCAUGAAAAGAAAAAAGAUGCUGAAAUGAUGGAAAAACUUCAAGAGAAAGAGGACGAACUGAGGGACAAUGAGAAGGAGAUCGGCCAACUGAGGCUGACGAUCGAGCAGACAAAGUCAGAACUGAAGGAGCUCACGAACAAGAUGGAGACGGAGAUGACGAGCAUGAUUCAGAAUUAUGAAAAGGAGAUCGCAAGAAGGAACGAGAGCAUAGAAUCCAUCACGAAGGAGAAAGACUGCGCUGUAGGUCACACGGAGGAAGUCACGUUGAAAUACGAUGAAAGUCGAAGGAGAGUUGAGGAGCUGCAGGAGCAAAACGAGAAGAUGAGAAAAGAGGCGGACAACCUGGAAAUAAAGUACGAGGAGCUGAAAAAAGAGAGCGAAGAAUUUCGGGAACGCGAACAGCAGGUGAAGAACAAAGACGCAGAAAUUCAAGACAUUCUUAAAGAGAAAGAGGAGCUAAAAGAGGCAAAUGACAAACUGAGAGUAGAGAUAGAGCAGAUAAAAGAGAGAGAGGAUGAGGCAGAAAGCAAGAUGACAGAAAUGAGAGAGCACUGCCAGAAAGAAAGAGAGGAAUUCUUGAAAAGUGAAAAGCAAAUUGUGAGUAAAAAAGAGGAGUUGAGCAAAAGAGGACAAGAACUCGCUGAGAAAGAGGUGAAGUUACAAAGUAAGGAACAAGAGCUUCAUGAACGGGAAGCAAAACAACAAAAAAAGCAACUGGAAAAUGAUGAAGAUGUGAACGCGAGGGCGCAAAACAUCAAGAAAAAGGAGAGAGAGCUGGAGAUUUUGCUCGGAGCUCUGGAAGGCAAACAGAAGGAGCUAAACUGUCACGGUCAAGACCUUCGAGAGAAGGUGAAAGGGAUCAAAGAUCACGGGAAGGACCUGAAAGAUAAAGAGUAUUACUUAAGAAACGAAGAGCAGGAGUUGCUCAACUGGAAGUCGGAGUUGCAGGUGCAAAACGAGCAGGUGAACUCGAAAACGCAGCAGCUGGACGAGAUGGGGAGAGACUUGGCUUUGCUGAAGGAGGAACUUCAAAAUAAAGAGAGAAAUUUAAAGGAGUUACUUAAGAAAUUGGGUAAAUGGGAGCAGAAUCUGAAAGAACGAGAGAAAAGGUUGGGCAAAAGAGAGAAGGGAGAAUAUGAUAAUGAUAAUGUUGAUGAGGCGGAUUGUUUUGAUCUGACAGCUGCAGUCGAACGUUCAGAAGAUGACGUGCAUUUAAUGUACCGAGAGGUCACAGAGAGGAGGGCCAAAGGAAAAGAGUCAGAUAGUCGGAGGACGAAAACAGCAUCGUCAGCUGCUGAAAGCAAUAACUGUCACCUUGAAACACUAAAAGAGAAAGAGACGGCUGAGGAAAAGGAAGGGAUGAGAGGAAGAGGAGAGACAAAAAAGAAAAAAGGACUAGAGAGGGCAAAGGUUGGCCAAGAUUUUACGUUUUUAUCUUUAAGUCAGGGUCACACACGCUCACACAAAGGCCUUCCUGUGUCGCAUUUGAGGGUGUUGGUGUUCGGAGAGUCCUGGUCGUCUCGCUCCCCAGCUGGAGUCACCAUCCUCAGCGGAGAGUCGCCCAAACCAGACGGCUCUACCUUCAGACUCUGGAGAGGUCAGGUCGCCGGGCGCCGCCUUGCUGUUGCAGAACCACUUGGUCUGAGGUGGCGAGACGGACCAGAUCCGAGCGACACGAUGCAAAGGAAAAGCAUCCUCGACAGCAUCUCCUGGUGUCAACCCGGACCUCACGUCGUCCUCCUGCUCAUGCCGGCCUUCCUCACCUGCACACACAAGUACAGACGAGCAGUAGAGGAACACAUGAGUUUACUCGGGGAAGACAUUUGGCAGCGCACACUGGUGCUGAUCACAUGGGGGGAGAUGUUAGGGGAGAGCGCCGAGCAGCACAUCCUGAGAAACGAGGAGCUAACGGGGCUCGUGGAGAGAUGCGGAGGAAGGUAUCACGUGUUGAGCAACAAGAAAAACAACUGUAUGAUUGACGGACUGUUUGAAAAGAUGGAGGAUGUGGUGGCUUUAAAUAGCCGAGAGCUGUGAUCAAACCGUCUUAAAAUAUCAUGUUUUUUAUCUUAUGUAAAUAUUUUUGAAUAAAUGUGAUCAUUAGUAGAAGUGCUCAGAUCAUUUAUUUACUAGAAGUCAAAGUAUCAAUAGAACAAGGUAAAAGAUUUGCAUUUUGAGUAAAAGUAUGUAAGAAUUUGAGUAAUUUCGGGACACUCUACGGGGCCACAGGAUUAUUAACAGUGCAGGAAAAUAGGGUUGAUAUCUGUUCCCAGUUCAGUUAAGAGUUAACACUACCGAAAUUAAUAUUUGGGAUGACCAUUUUACUGUGUGACUGCUGUUACGACCUACGUCUACCAACCAAUACAUGCAUUUAUAUCUAAAAAAAAGUGACUAUGUUAACAAAGUUGGUAGUUCAGACAAACUUCUGCGACACAACUCUGUAUUCAUUAUAUGGACAUUUCUUUAAUCUUUUCCUCUUUUGGUAAAAUAUUUGAUCAUUUAGAGAGGACUCACUCAUGCUACAUGUCACAAAAGGCUCUAAUUAGAAGCUGUUUUUUGUUUGAAGUCACAAACCAUAAUGAUUAACAGUCACUGGCUUAAUCUUCAACAAUCCACUCAUUGUAUUUUAUAAGCGUAUUACGCUUUUUUUAUGUGGAUUCUUAAUCUGAAAAGUAACCAAUUACUGUAGCUGUCAAAUUGAUGUUGUUGAGAAUUAUUUCCCUCUGAAAUGUAUUGCAGUGGGAGUAUAAAGCAGCAAAGCUG
This is a messenger RNA of Plectropomus leopardus (leopard coralgrouper), 7265 nucleotides long. RefSeq lists its product as uncharacterized. NCBI's taxonomy places the organism in Eukaryota, Metazoa, Chordata, Actinopteri, Perciformes, Serranidae. The record is from RefSeq and is a predicted model, not a curated record. Gene Ontology annotation, molecular function: GTP binding.